Scomber japonicus (chub mackerel) is the source of this 1608-nucleotide messenger RNA. It is a transcript of the gene celf5a, whose product is annotated as cugbp, Elav-like family member 5a. Bases 1 to 1608 code for a protein of 535 amino acids. Gene Ontology annotation, cellular component: nucleus; cytoplasm; ribonucleoprotein complex. The transcript has 12 exons. The record is from RefSeq and is a predicted model, not a curated record. NCBI's taxonomy places the organism in Eukaryota, Metazoa, Chordata, Actinopteri, Scombriformes, Scombridae. Gene Ontology annotation, biological process: regulation of alternative mRNA splicing, via spliceosome; mRNA splice site recognition. Gene Ontology annotation, molecular function: mRNA binding.
AUGGCCAGAUUCACGCAGACUGAAACAAGAAGGCAGCACCAUCCACAGCAGCCCCAACCCGCUCACUCCAGCCUGGUUUUCACUGGACCGGGGGCACCACCGACCCAACAACCACUACUACUUAUCCCACAUCAGCGCCAGUACCCUCAGAUCACAUUUCCGAAACCCAUGAACGGGUCAGAACCCAUUUCAAUUCAUCCGGAGAGCGGCAACAUGAAAGACCAAGAUGCCAUUAAGCUGUUUAUCGGGCAGAUACCGCGGAACUUGGAAGAAAAAGACCUGAAACCCCUGUUUGAACAGUUUGGUAAAAUCCACGAGCUGACAGUUCUCAAGGACCGAUACACCGGCAUGCACAAAGGUUGUGCAUUCCUCACCUACUGCGCCCGGGAGUCGGCCAUCAAAGCCCAGAACGCCCUCCAUGAACAGAAAACACUGCCAGGGAUGACUCGCCCCAUCCAGGUGAAACCAGCUGACAGCGAGAGCCGUGGAGGUACAAACUGCUGUUCCCAGCCCUUUUCUCACAGGAAGUUGUUUGUCGGGAUGCUGAACAAACAACAGACUGAGGAGGAUGUUUACCGCCUCUUCGAGCCCUACGGAGUCAUCGAGGAGUGCACAGUCCUAAGAGGUCCUGACGGCAACAGCAAAGGUUGUGCCUUUGUCAAGUUCUCCACACAUACUGAGGCUCAGUCUGCAAUCAGUGCUCUACAUGGGAGCCAGACCAUGCCAGGUGCUUCCUCCAGCUUGGUGGUCAAGUUUGCCGACACAGACAAGGAGCGCACCAUCAGACGUAUGCAGCAGAUGGUUGGCCAGUUUGGCAUCUUCAACCCAGCCAUCGCCCUUCCCUUCAGCACCUACAGCUCUUACGCACAUGCGCUCAUGCAGCAGCAGGCAGCCAUCAUGGCAGCAAGCCACGGAGGUUACCUCACGCCAAGUGUGGCUUUCCCUGCCACACAGAUCCACCAGAUGGGGGCGCUCAACAUCAACAGCCUGCCACCCACUCCCAUGACCCCGGUGUCGGGUGAUUCUCCACCAGCCAACAUCACCACCUCUGCCGUGCCCAGCAUUGUCACACCCAUCGUCAACGGAUUCACUGGCAUCCCUCAUCAGCCCAACGGACACCCAGCCGUGGAGACUGUGUACACCAACGGCCUGCCACCCUACUCCACCCAGAGCCCCACCGCUGCUGACACCCUCCAGCAAGCCUUCACCGGAGUACAACAAUACACAGGUGAGAGCCAAGGAAUGCUUUCUAUCUACCCCGCCACCACGCUGACUCCCAUUGGCCAGACACUGCCCCAACCACCCCAGGUCAUCCAGCAGCAGCAGCAGAGAGAAGGUCCGGAGGGUUGUAACCUAUUCAUCUACCACCUGCCACAGGAGUUUGGAGACAAUGAACUCAUGCAGAUGUUUUUGCCCUUCGGCACCGUCAUUUCCUCUAAAGUCUUCAUGGACCGGGCAACUAACCAGAGCAAGUGCUUCGGUUUUGUGAGCUUCGACAACCCUGCUAGCGCACAGGCAGCUAUUCAAGCCAUGAAUGGCUUUCAGAUUGGGAUGAAGAGGUUGAAAGUCCAGCUAAAGAGACCGAAGGAUGCCAGCCGCCCUUACUGA